Fukomys damarensis (Damara mole-rat) is the source of this 876-nucleotide messenger RNA. RefSeq names its product killer cell lectin-like receptor subfamily E member 1. Gene Ontology annotation, molecular function: DNA-binding transcription factor activity; sequence-specific DNA binding. Lineage: Eukaryota; Metazoa; Chordata; Mammalia; Rodentia; Bathyergidae. The record is from RefSeq and is a predicted model, not a curated record. Gene Ontology annotation, biological process: positive regulation of natural killer cell mediated cytotoxicity; regulation of DNA-templated transcription; stimulatory C-type lectin receptor signaling pathway. Bases 1 to 876 code for a protein of 291 amino acids. The transcript has 6 exons.
AUGAGUUAUCUCAGCUGCAUCAGUCAGUGCUCUCAGCCCCCUAGUGGGAUGCUAGAGGAAAUCAACGGAGUCCUGCUGGUGAAUAUAAAAAGGGCCAUCGCAGGCACUUUUCUACCCAGUUCUGUAGCCUCCAGUUCUGCUCUAAGAGAGCAGUUCCUGCAUCUUUGGAUUCCCACAUACUGCAUUUUUAUGACUUGUUCCUGGAAUUUCCUCCUCACCGCAGAAUGGCAUAUUGAUACCUGUGCUCUUUAUCUCACAGGUUUUUCCUUUGUAAAGAUGAAUGAAGCACCCAUAACUUUCCCUGCACUAAAGAAGAACUUUGAGGCAAAUCACACAAGAAAAAAAGAUAUUAGAAAUGAAUGUAGUUCAAAAGUAUUGCCAGUCACCAAGAAGGAGAUAAAACACCACAAACAUUAUAAAAAGCACAAAACCACAGCAGGAGAUAUCACCAGCAAAGCGGAUUCCUCACAUCUGCCCUGGCAGCUCAUUUCUAGUGUACUUGGUGUCCAGUUCCUUCUCCUGAUGGCAGGAACCAUCAUAGCGGCUGUUUUUACUGCAAGCUCAUCUCCCAAAGCAACAUUUCCUACAAUUCAGCAAGAAGGGAUGGUGCAUCUCUGUCUUGGUCCUGGCCAUCAGCCGUGUCCCAAGGACUGGGUCUGGUUCAGGUGCAGCUGUUAUUACUUCUCUACGGAGAAGCUAGCUUGGAACAACAGUCUGCGUGCCUGCUCGUCUCUCAACGCCAGCCUCGUGAAAAUAAACAGAGAGGAGACAAAUUUCUUCUCCUUGAAGUCUUUCUUCUGGACUGGAAUUUACUAUAAGAAAAUUGAAAAUCAAUGGUAUUGGGAAAAUAACUCAGUUCUACCCCAGGAUACAUAA